Messenger RNA from Hydractinia symbiolongicarpus, 3033 nucleotides. RefSeq lists its product as uncharacterized. Lineage: Eukaryota; Metazoa; Cnidaria; Hydrozoa; Anthoathecata; Hydractiniidae. Gene Ontology annotation, biological process: DNA repair; telomere maintenance. The record is from RefSeq and is a predicted model, not a curated record. Bases 1 to 3033 code for a protein of 1010 amino acids. Gene Ontology annotation, molecular function: DNA helicase activity. The transcript has 6 exons.
AUGGUAAAACAGUUAGGACUUCCAACAUUUUUUAUGACUUUGUCCUGUGCAGAAUUAAGAUGGAAUGAACUGGUUAAAAUCAUUACUAAAUUAAAAGGUAAUGACAUAUCUAAAGAAAAAAUCGAAAAUCUAAAUUUUUAUCAAAGAACAGAGAUUCUUAACAGUAAUCCAGUUCUUCUAGCAAGACAUUUUCAAUACAGAGUUGAGACGUUUUUUAAAACCAUAGUUGUCAACGGACCAUUAGGUAAAGUAAGCUACUACGCGAUUAGAGUUGAAUUUCAGGUUAGAGGUAGCCCACACAUCCACUCUUUAUUAUGGGUUGUCAAUGCACCAAUUUUACGUAGCGAUAACAAAAAAGAAUAUAUUGCCUUUGUGGAUAACAUAGUUAAAUGUCAGCUUCCUAAUAAAGACAGCAACCCAGAUCUUUACAAACUAGUUUCGACAUAUCAAACACAUUCUCAUUCUAAAUCUUGUCGUAAAUAUAAAAACAAGAAUUUUCGAUACUCUUUCGGCAAGUUUUUUACAGACCGUACAAUUGUUGCUGAGCCUUUACCUGAUAACAUCUCAAAGAAAGAAAGAGAAACACGAUUCAAUAAUAUUCUUCAUCCAGAUGAACCGAAUUAUAACCAACCAGGUACAAUUGAACAAAUCCUUCAAAGUUUAGCCAUAACAAAUAAAGAAUAUGAAAACGCACUAAGCAUCUCACCUGAUACUGGAUUUCAAAUUCACUUCCGAAGGCUUCCAGAUUCUUGUUUUAUCAAUAAUUAUUUUACUGAGGGUUUGAAGGCAUGGGAAGCUAACAUAGACAUUCAACCUGUUCUUAAUUAUUAUAAAGCAGUUUCUUACAUGUGUGCUUAUUUGUCAAAAGUUGAAAAUGAAUCUUCAGAGGCAAUGAAAAAAGCUGCAUCGCAAGCACUAGAAACUGGUGAUUCAUUAUUUGAACAGAUGAAGUCAAUUGCAAAUGCGUAUCGAAAUCAUCGCGAAAUUAACAUUCCUGAGAAGCGAUACAGGGUUUGUCGUAACGAAGAAGAAAUUUUAAGUUUACCACCAGAGAGUACGGAUAUUUUUGAACGAAACAUGUUGGAUAGAUACAUGGAUAGACCAAAUUUAGAAUUUAAAAAAGGCAGAUACCCCAUGUUGGAACAAAUGUGUUAUGCUGAGUUCUUGUCAAGCUACUCUAUGAAAAUAAAACCGAAACCAGAAGAAGAAAAUGACAGUCAACCAGAAGAAGCAGAAUUGUUAAGUGAAAACUCGGGUACUUACACAGAGAAAUUAUUGGAAAACGGUGAAAACGACGAUGUUAUUGAUGAGAUUAGUAAUAUAAACAACCAUGACACUGACGAGAUUCGAAGUGAAACCGAAAACAUCACAGUUUUUGGAAACACUUUUUCAUCUAUUACUGAGCCUGGAAUUUCCGACGACGAACUCCAUGAAAAGAUUCGAACAUUAAAUAAAACACAAAGGCAAAUUUUUGAAGUGGUAAAUGAUUGGGUUAGAACUUACGUAAAAGGUUUAGCAUGUAACGCACACCAUAAAAUUAAGCCAAUUCACAUUUUUCUAACAGGAAGUGUAGGUUGUGGAAAGUCCCAUUUAAUAACAACACUUUCUGACAUGCUAAAUAAAGCACUUUCCUAUCGUGCAGGAAACUUAGAAAAGGAUAAAAUUCUCAUUUUAGCACCAACCGGUGUUGCUGCCAUUAAUAUAGAGGGAAAUACAAUACAUUCAGCCUUAGGUAUACCAGCGGAUAGAAAUUUCACUAAAAACAAUUCUAAGUUAAGUGAUAAAAAGAAAUGUAUGCUGCGAAACAAGCUUUCAGAACUAAGCGUUAUUGUAAUAGAUGAAAUCUCAAUGGUUUUAAACAAGCUACUUUUACAUAUUCAUCAACGGCUAACCGAAAUAUUUGGAUGCACAGAUGACAUUCCAUUUGCAGGAAUAUCUGUUAUAGCAUGUGGCGAUUUUUACCAACUUCCACCAAUUCAAGCAAGGCCAGUUUACGCAGAAUACAAAGAUGCAUUGUUAAAUCUUUCACAUUGCUGGAAGCAUAUUAAGAUUGCUGAACUAACGGAAGUUAUGAGACAGCGUGGUGAUCAACAUUUGAUUGAAUUAUUAAACAAUAUCAGAGUGGGGAAAUUAGAAACGCGACACGAAGAUUUACUAAAAUCUAAAUUUAUUUCACCAAAUGACCCACAUUACCCCAAAAAUGCAAUUCAUAUAUUUGCUGAAAAUCAACCCGCCUAUGAGCAUUACAAAAAAAUGCUUAAUAGCAUAACAUCGGACGAAAUAAAUAUCGAAGCUAUUGACAAAAUUCCAGAAAAUAUACCCGUGCAAUUAGUCCAAAAUUUUAAUUCUCGCACUCAAAUGGAAACAGGCGGACUUGCGCGAAACCUUCUGCUAAAACUUCAUGCAAAAGUCAUGUUGACGUCAAAUAUUGAUGUAUCUGAUAAACUCAUUAACGGACAGAUAGGUACUGUUCAUCGGUUGAAAACCGAUAGCUCAGGAAAUGUAACAAGAAUAUAUUUGAAAAUGGAAGACAUAUAUACUGGACUUAAAGCUAUGAGAACAGAUCCAUAUGCUAUUCAAGAAAAUGUUGUUCCAAUUAAUAGAGUAGAGAAAGAAAUCAAAUUUAACAAACAUAAUCCAUCUUCACCUUCUAUGAAACGGCUGCAAUUCCCAUUAAUGCUGUCAUGGGCCUGUACUGUUCACAAGGUUCAAGGAAAAACGUUUGAUAAAAUUGUUGUCUGUUUUGAUUUAUUAAAACAACGAGCCUUUCACUCAGGACAAAUAUAUGUUGCAUUAAGUCGAGUCACAAGUUUAGACGGUUUAUACCUAACGGGUACAUUUGCUAAGUCAACCAUUAAGUCAGACACACGAGCAACAGAGCAAUACAAUUACAUGCGAGAACAUUCAAAAUUGACACAAAAAGAAACUGGUGUAAUUAGCGAAAAUUCUAUUAUGGUCACUUUGCUUAAUACAAGAUCCUACAACAAGCAUAAAAACGAUAUUAGGUCCGACCGCGUUCUCAUGGAAAAAUGA